This is a messenger RNA of Entrophospora candida, 359 nucleotides long. NCBI's taxonomy places the organism in Eukaryota, Fungi, Glomeromycota, Glomeromycetes, Entrophosporales, Entrophosporaceae. The record is from the annotation of a GenBank genome assembly.
AACAUGAACGUGGAAAUUUUGACCAUAUCCUUAAUUGUCAAGAAUUAAUACCAAAUGUUGGCGUAUCUAUUGCCAACAUUAAAAAAUUUCAAGAUACUUUUCAGUUAAAUAUUAGGGCAGAUCUACUUAUUAAAAGAGCUCAACUACAGGGUAGGUAUACAUCUAUGGGAUUGGCAUAUAAUGAAAAAAUUCAAGCCUGUGUAGAAUCCCAUAAAUUAUUUAAUGCUGAUCCAGGAAAUAUUGAAUUAGUAAACUUUGAGUAUUAUCUAUUAAGAGUGAAUAUCAUUACAGAUCCUAAUGAAAUUGAUGUCAUUCUUGAUAAAUGCACAGAUCUUCGGAUUGAGGAAGAAGAAGAAUAA